GUAAUAUUUGAGAAUGGAGGGGGAGAAAGCACCCUUGAUAUUUGGAAGCCUUUGAACAACACGCCGGCGCCGGUGUACGCAUUAUUUAUCGUGUCUCUCGCUACUACGCGGAUUUGUCAGUGCACCGUGCAGCUCCAAGCAGAUCCGUGCGCGAUGGAAGCCGAAUCAAAGAUGGGGGCGCCGGUCACCGACGUGGAGAAGCAGCAGCCGUUACUGGCGGUGGCGGCGGCAGGCGAGAAGGAGCCGUCGUCCGGAGACGCCUGCGGCUGCGGGGCGUUCCCCCGCGCCUCGCCGACGGCGACGCGGACGCUGGCACUGGUGGUCCUGGUGGCCGGCGCCGCCUUCGCCGCGCAGCUGGCGGCGCGCGAGGAGUACGUGCUCCUCGCCGUCUUCGCGUCGCAGCUCGCCAGCUUCUGCGUGUUCACGUCGCUGCUGGCGCUGUGCGCGCUCCCGGAGGGCGGCGGCGUCCCCGGGCGGCGCGCGAGGUGGGCGGCGAGGGCGGGCGCGCAGGUGCUGCAGUGGUCGCUCGCCAUGGCGGUGCCCACGAGCAUGGCGUGCUGGGUGCUCCAGAGCGCGCCGGCCCUCGUCGGGGCCGCGCUGGUGGGGCUCGCCCUGGCCGUCGUCCUCGCCUGCUACGCCGAGCUGGUGCGCGCCCUGUGGCCGCCUGUGCAGGGACCUCGCUGACACCGAAGGGCCUCUUCAGAAUUUUGGCAUAUAGCAUGUUCAGACUUCGAUUGGCCGAUAGAGCCUGUCUCAGCUGAAGAAGGAUUAAAAGAUAGCACAUAAAAAUUCCCUUAUGCAAAACACAAAAUCACUCAAGAGAUGAAGGAUCAAACGGCACAUGUACGCAGUUCUGGAUACAGAGGGCGCGUUUGCCAUGUUGUUGGCAUUGUUCAGGCAAUGAGACAGUGAUGGCCAUCAGCCAAGCUGAAACGGUGCCUCUGGUUAUAUCAGUGGAAGUUCAUUUGAUGUGAAGUCAUGAGGCAUUUCGAUCUCUUCAGUGGACGCCUGAAAACUCCAUGGUGCGUGCGACCCAUCAGCAUAGCAGAUGCUAGGCAGCAGGGUCUCCUCAUAGCCUCCUCCCAAAGCCUCAAACGCUUUGGGCUUUGGCACGUUAUCACCUGGCCGAAAGAAGAGGGUGUCUGUCCAGAUCACUCCCAUCCAGUGACAGUCCGUCCACUAACGUCCUAUGCCAAGAAAUGACCAAUCCUUGGGAGGAAACAUGAUUUCCAGAAUCGAAGGCUUGAUUGAUGCAAUGCUGCUAGAUGCUAUGGUAGCAAUGAGAUGAGCAACAGGGCAGUGAGCCAAACGUGUAGGCGACCCUGAGAAAGUUCGCCCAUGCUGAUCAGCUCUUCUUCCUCCUUUUCCCCGUCAGAGAUCAUGCCACUCAUGACCCACGCAUGUAUCAUGUACUCCUGCGCGUAUCUACUUGCAACAACUUGCAGGGAAGCUGUUGGUGUACAGCACUCGAUUUCGCCAUCAAGCCAUGAUUCCUUGCGUUGUGGGUGUCUGCGUUUGUGUUUCGUCUGAUACACACGUACUGCAUCUUUUAUUUUCCCCUUGUGUUGCUCCAUUCUCUCCUUUCUGUAAAGUUGGU
This is a messenger RNA of Panicum hallii, 1597 nucleotides long. RefSeq lists its product as uncharacterized. The transcript is spliced from 2 exons. The record is from RefSeq and is a predicted model, not a curated record. The coding region runs from base 154 to 684 and encodes 176 amino acids. NCBI's taxonomy places the organism in Eukaryota, Viridiplantae, Streptophyta, Magnoliopsida, Poales, Poaceae.